AUGCUCCCGACAGUCGCCGCCGCCCUGUUGAUUGCGGCCGUCCAGGUCGUUCAAGUCGCCGGUGCCUACACACCAUGGGAUCAUUUGUUCGACUACCGGGAUGAACAAGUACCGGACGAACGACCAACCAAAUACUGCUCGGCAUGUGAUAAGCCGUGCGGGACCCAACCUGAACGGAGGUCGGCUUUUGCGAAGAUCGUCAACGGCAAAGAUGCACGGGAAAACGAAUUCGGCUGGGCGGCUACGUUGGCCCGACGAGGUCAGUUCUAUUGCGGUGGCACACUCAUCACCAAGAAGCACGUGCUCACCGCUGCCCAUUGCGUCGAGAAUUUCAGCCCCAAAGAUCUAACCGUGACCAUCGGUGAACACGACCGGAAAGUCGAAACCGGCCGCAAAUCCGUACACCACGUGACUAAAAUCCACCGGCACCAAGACUUUCGACUUAGCACUUUUGACAACGACAUCGCUAUCAUUGAACUUCGGGAAGCCGUGCCCAUCAACAGCCCGUGGAUACGCGUCGCGUGCUUACCCAAGUCUGCUGAUACGUCCUACGAAGGUAUCAAAGGCACCGUGAUCGGAUGGGGCAGAUUGGGCGAACGCAAAAAGUCAUCAAACAUCCUGCAGAAAGUCGACGUACCAAUCAUAUCGAACGCAGAAUGCAAGGAUAUGGGAUAUUCACCUGAGAAGAUCACCGGUAACAUGAUAUGCGCUGGAUACAAGGAAGGCCAACAGGACGCCUGUCAGGGCGACAGUGGUGGACCGAUGCACAGACGUAUAGAUUCUUCUGAUACUAUGGAAGUCAUCGGAAUCGUGUCUUGGGGCAAAGGAUGUGCCAGAGAAAACUAUCCAGGAGUGUACACCAGAGUGGCCAACUACCUGGAUUGGAUUAUGGAUCACACUGGCGACGAAUGCAUUUGCGGAGCCGAAAGUUCCUGAACACGUUUUUUCGUUACCUCAUCUUCACAACUCACAAUUGAAUAUAUACCACACUUAAGAUUCUUAUUAUUAUUAUUAUAAU
Messenger RNA from Myzus persicae (green peach aphid), 1018 nucleotides. RefSeq names its product trypsin-1-like. Gene Ontology annotation, biological process: proteolysis. The coding region runs from base 1 to 936 and encodes 311 amino acids. Lineage: Eukaryota; Metazoa; Arthropoda; Insecta; Hemiptera; Aphididae. The record is from RefSeq and is a predicted model, not a curated record. The transcript is spliced from 7 exons. Gene Ontology annotation, molecular function: serine-type endopeptidase activity.